Molecule: messenger RNA, 3298 nt
Organism: Callorhinus ursinus (northern fur seal)
Lineage: Eukaryota; Metazoa; Chordata; Mammalia; Carnivora; Otariidae
Source: RefSeq, a predicted model, not a curated record
AUGGCUGAGCUAGAUAGUGAUUUGCGGAGGAUCUGGGCACAGGAAGCGGAAAGCCUUCUACAAGGGGUUCGCAUCCUAGACGCCAUCAAGAACAUUCGUGACCCACGGAAAGAGGACAAAAUGACAAACAGCAGUUUGGAAGAGGCCCCGCGCACUGCCCGCUACACGGAAGGAUUUGUCUUUGCAAGUCGUUCCUUGGUGCUGUCGGGGAGCGGGGCCCAGAUCACAGAGGGCCUAGUGGACCAGGGAGAGGGAAAUGGGCUCUGCGUGCACAUUCGCAUCGUCCUGUUCCAGGUCAGCCUGGUGGGGACCGGUGGGGGGACCGUCAUCCCCUCGGGCUCCAGUGCAGGGAAGGAGGCAGAGAUCAGGCUAUCCCUGCCAGUGCAGCCUCGAGGAAGCCCCAUCAGCCACCGCCUCCCCAACGGAGCGCAGGGAACGCCGAGUCCUGUACCUGCCUUCACGCGGGGGGAGACAGGUGAGCACCCUGUGCAGUCAGACCCGGCCCUGCUGGGCGUCCACUCUACCUCCAUGCCCGUUCGGCCAGGAACCCGGGAACCUGAGAGAGCAGCUGGGAGUCCGAUCUUCGAGGGCGGUCUGGUGGAGUGGGGCCUCUCUGGGGCUGAUGCGUUCCCUGAGGUCCCCACUGUCUCCUGGGCCCAAACCGGAGUGUCCAAAGGCCGUGAGAGUGAAAAGGUGUUGGGGAUAAUGCCCGACGGCUUUCUGAAGGAGGAGCUGAACGAGGCUUGGCUAGGGCCUCCCACAGGCCCCCUUGGGGAGGGGAAGUCCUCACUGGGGUCUGCACAGGACACCAGCUCCCUGACUGAUGGGCAGACGCUCUCCAAAGAGUCCCUAAGCCAUGCUCUCGUGCUCUCGUCCUCAGAGAAGGAGAAGGAUGUCCAGCUGGAUGGGUCAGAGGAGAAGCUGUGGACAACGCGGGCAGACGGACGCGUGCGCACACGCAUCCACCCCACCUGCCCACAGCCUCCCUACACUGUGCACCAGAUGUUCUCCGAGACCCUGGACAAGUAUGGGGACCUCCGUGCUAUAGGCUUCAAGCGCCAGGGCACAUGGGAGCACAUCUCCUACUCCCAGUACUACCUGCUGGCCCGAAAAGCCGCCAAGGGCUUCCUGAAGCUCGGCCUGGAGCCGGCGCACAGCGUGGCCAUCCUCGGCUUCAACUCCCCGGAGUGGUUCUUCUCGGCGGUGGGCACGAUAUUUGCAGGCGGCAUUGUCACUGGCAUCUACACCACCAGCUCCCCCGAGGCCUGCCAGCACAUCGCCCAUGACAGCCGUGCCAACGUCAUUGUGGUUGACACACAGAAGCAACUGGAAAAGAUCCUGAAGACCUGGAAAGACCUGCCCCAUCUGAAGGCUGUAGUGAUAUAUGGAGAAGCACCUCCAGAGAAGAUGGCCAGUGUGUACACGAUGGAGGAGCUCAUGGAGCUGGGGGAUGAGCUGCCCGAGGAGGCCCUGGACUCCAUCAUCAACACCCAGCAGCCUAACCAGUGCUGUGUGCUGGUCUACACCUCCGGCACCACCGGGAGCCCCAAGGGCGUGAUGCUAAGUCAAGACAAUAUCACGUGGACAGCACGGUAUGGCAGCCAGGCCGGCAACAUCCAGCCCGCGGAAGUCCAGCAGGAGGUGGUGGUCAGCUACCUGCCCCUCAGCCACAUCGCCGCUCAGAUCUACGACUUGUGGACGGGCAUCCAGUGGGGGGCCCAGGUCUGCUUCGCCGAGCCUGACGCCCUAAAGGGGAGCCUGGUGAACACGCUGCGGGAGGUGGAGCCCACGUCCCACAUGGGGGUGCCUCGAGUGUGGGAGAAGUUCAUGGAGCAGAUCCAGGCGGUGGCGGCUCAGUCUGGCUUCAUCCGGCGCAAGAUGCUGCUCUGGGCCAUGUCGGUGACCUUGGAGCAGAACCUCACCUGCCCAGGCAGCGACCUGAAGCCCUUCACGGCCAGACUGGCAGAUUACCUAGUGCUCGCCAAGGUCCGCCAGGCGCUGGGCUUUGCCAAGUGUCAGAAGAGCUUCUACGGGGCUGCCCCCAUGACCGCUGAGACGCAGCACUUCUUCCUGGGCCUCAACAUCCCCUUGUACGCAGGCUACGGCCUCAGCGAGACCUCGGGCCCCCACUUCAUGUCCGGCCCCUGCAACUACCGGCUCUACAGGUGUGUCCCCCAGCAGGCGUCCCCCCAGCAGGUGUCCCACCCCAGCAGGUAUAUCCCCAGCAGGUGUGAGGUGCUUCUGAGGGCGUGGCACUGCCCCCGCCACCCCCAAGUAUCCACAGGGCUGCCUGACGCUCCUGCCUCCAGGGGCUGGGGCCAAGAAUUAAUCAUCACAGCUGGUGGAGAGAACGUCCCCCCUGUGCCCAUCGAGGAGGCCGUGAAGAUGGAGCUGCCCAUCGUCAGCAAUGCCAUGCUGAUCGGGGACCAGAGGAAGUUCCUGUCCAUGCUGCUCACCUUGAAGUGUGUGCUGGACCCAGACACCUCCGAGCCGACGGACAACCUAACUGAACCAGCUGUGGCCUUCUGCCAGAGAGUGGGCAGCAAAGCCACCACCGUGUCUGAGAUUGUGGGCACCAAGGAUGAGGCCGUGUAUCAGGCCAUUGAGCAGGGGAUCCAGAGUGUCAACAGGAACGCAGCUGCCCGGCCCUACCACAUCCAGAAGUGGGCCAUUCUCCAGAGGGACUUCUCCAUUUCGGGUGGAGAGUUGGGUCCGACGAUGAAGGUGAAACGGCUCACGGUUCUGGACAAGUACAAAGACAUCAUCGACUCCUUUUACCAAGAGCAGAAGAAAUAAUCAGGGGCCAUCCUCCCAGUUUCUGCUGAAGACGGCAGGCCUUUUGGAGGGUCAUCCUGGGCUCCAGGUCCUCCUCGGUCUGGGCGCACGGAUGCCCAGCAAGGCUGUGAGGUCUCCGUGUCUGGCCAUGGCACUGGUGUCCACAUUUACCGGGUCUAUCACCAGCAGCCGCUGACGAUUCCAGAAGCUUCACAUGUGAAUAGUUUUACUUUUAAGCAUUGCUUUUUGUUCAGGUGACAAAUGAGAUCAGCUCUCCCCCUGGAAGUAAAGGGCAGGCUGCUGGCUCACGUGGGGGAGGGUGGAGAGGGAUGGCCGGAGUUACUUGGCGUGCUGCAGGAGAGCCCAUGGUCAGGCCGACCUCCUCUGGACCCAUGGCUGCUGCCCACCCCGCCGUGCCAGCCCUGGGCGCUGGGCACCUCACACUUGCCGACUGACCUGAAGCUUAAUAAAACCGCUGUUGCCUGUUUGUACUGUGAUCUGAAUAUUAAACCAUUUAACAGAA